Alosa alosa (allis shad) is the source of this 4282-nucleotide messenger RNA. It is a transcript of the gene tbx5a, whose product is annotated as T-box transcription factor 5a. The coding region runs from base 486 to 2111 and encodes 541 amino acids. Lineage: Eukaryota; Metazoa; Chordata; Actinopteri; Clupeiformes; Clupeidae. Gene Ontology annotation, biological process: cell fate specification; cardiac left ventricle formation; pattern specification process. The transcript is spliced from 9 exons. Gene Ontology annotation, cellular component: nucleus. The record is from RefSeq and is a predicted model, not a curated record. Gene Ontology annotation, molecular function: RNA polymerase II cis-regulatory region sequence-specific DNA binding; DNA-binding transcription factor activity, RNA polymerase II-specific.
AGAGGGAGGGAGAGAGAGAGGAAGGCGGUGACAGACCUGCUCUUGUAGAGGACUACUACAAUGGUAUGCGCGAUCACCAGGGCAGGCUUUUUGGAAAACGGUCCACAAGGUUAAAAUAAUAGGCCUACAUCUUGUCGUAAUAGUAGUUACUGCUAUUUACCCGCUGCGAUCCUUUUAAUCAUUCGCUCAUCAAAUCUUUGUAGUCCCUGGUCCUUUGGCAAAGGGACAUUUUCGGCUGGCAUUGAGAGGACGAAACCUAAUGGGUUUACUGGAUAGCAUUCUGCGAGCUACACGCUUGGAUUUGUUCUAAUAAAGGGAAACUUCAUAAACACAUUGCACCUUUUGAAGUGGGAAGAUAUCGGUUUGGUAGCUAACGGAUUCGACGCUCUGCAAGGCUCGCAGCAGAAUACAAGCAAACGGCAAGCUUGCAGUUCACGCCUCUCCUCGAUCUGACAGUUGGAUCCCUGCUUACGAGGCCUCCCGACAUGGCGGACAACGAGGAAACGCUUGGUCUCCAAAAUUCGCCAAGUGAAACGGAUUCGAAGGAUUUACACACUGAAAGUAAACCGGAGAAACAAAAUGGAACUUCAAGCAAAUCGCCGUCAUCGCAGACAACUUAUAUUCAACAGGGAAUGGAAGGAAUUAAGGUAUAUUUGCAUGAAAGGGAGCUGUGGAUGAAAUUUCACGAAGUGGGCACAGAAAUGAUAAUCACCAAAGCUGGCAGACGAAUGUUCCCCAGCUUCAAAGUGAAGGUGACUGGACUGAACCCCAAAACGAAAUAUAUACUUCUGAUGGAUGUCGUGCCUGCAGAUGACCACCGCUAUAAAUUCGCCGACAAUAAAUGGUCCGUCACAGGGAAAGCAGAGCCGGCGAUGCCCGGGAGGCUCUACGUCCACCCGGACUCCCCUGCCACAGGAGCGCAUUGGAUGAGGCAGCUUGUCUCUUUUCAAAAGCUUAAGCUGACUAACAACCACCUCGAUCCCUUCGGACACAUUAUUCUGAAUUCUAUGCACAAAUAUCAGCCGAGGAUCCACAUCGUGAAAGCGGAUGAGAAUAAUGGAUUCGGAUCCAAAAACACUGCGUUCUGCACUCAUGUGUUCCCAGAAACGGCCUUCAUUGCGGUCACAUCCUACCAAAAUCAUAAGAUAACUCAGCUAAAGAUUGAGAACAACCCAUUUGCGAAAGGCUUCCGGGGGAGUGAUGACAUGGAACUUCACCGGAUGUCACGCAUGCAAAGCAGUAAAGAGUACCCGGUGGUGCCCAGGAGCACGGUGCGCCAGCGGGUGGGCACCAGCCAGAGCCCCUUCAGCGGCGAGGUGCAGGGCAUGGGCACGGCCAGUGGCCUGGGCGCCGCGUACCCAUGUGAGAACGGCGUCAGCAGCACCUCACAGGACCUGCUGCCCCAGUCAGGCUCCUACCCACUGCCCCAUGAGCACGGUCAGGACUACCACUGCAUCAAGAGAAAAGUGGAGGAUGACUGCCACACAGGCGACCACUCUUACAAGAAGGCAUACAUGGAGAGCUCCUCCAGCGAGGAGGACCAUUACUACCGGCCGGUGGCCUACUCCCAGCCUUUGGGCCUGGCCGGUGCAGCUGCCGGACCCUACCGGACCGAGGCGGGCCAGCGGCAGGCUUGCAUGUACGCCAGUGCCACGCAGGCGGCCGAGUCUGUGCCCAGCCUGGAGGACAUCAGCUGCAACACGUGGGCGGGCGUGUCGCCGUACGGCAGCUGCUCGGUGGCGGGCAUGCAGCCCAUGGACCGGCUGCCGUACCACCAACACUUCUCGGCGCACUUCGCCUCGGGCCCGCUGGUGUCGCGGCUGAGCGGCGUGGCCGGGCACGCCUCGCCACAGCUUGGCGAUGCCCACGUGCCCAUGUACCAGGGCUCCAUGGGCCCACACCAAACUCUGAGUGCUGCGGCCGCACGGCAGUGCAGCCCCGGCAGCGCCGUGUCCGGCCUCCAGUCGCCGGGCACAGGGGCACCCCCGGGCCUCCAGGGGAACGAGUACCCGCUGUACCCGCCACACAGCCUACCACGCACGCUCUCGCCACACCAGUACCACGCCGUGCACAGCGUCAGCAUCAUGCCCGAGUGGAACGAGGGAAGCUAACUGCCCAGGAGAAGAAGAUUCCGGGAAAAAAAAGGGUCGAGGAGAUUUGGAGAACGACUGAGGAGUCGGGGGUCGGCGAUUGCAUAUAUUUAUAUCUCAUAUGUUUAUGUGGAGAAGAGUACGUUGCUCACCUUCAGACUUGUAUGGUCUUCUGACAUCAGUUUUUAAGACCAUCAUGUCGAGACAUUUAGAGACUUUAAGGCAGGAGGCCAAGUAGCACAGCACAGACAUCUUUAAAGAUGAUUUUUCGGACAGUCUGGCCACCCAUGUCAGAUAUCCACCAGAGAUUUUCUUUUCAGGGUUGAAGGAUGAAGUAUCACGUCAGUUUGUAAAGUAUAUGUGUAUAGUACAGUAUAAUAUGGAAAGAAAAAAGAUAAGCUAUAAGCUUUUCCCCAUUUUUUUAAAGUGACGGACUUAAGCACAGGCCUACGAUUGCAUCACAAGACCCAUUUUUUUAAAGCAAUUUUUAUAUUCUAUUUUUCAUCUUUGUGUUGUGGUAUGCUUUUGUUUUUUGUCUUUGUAAUCUGCAAAUAUGAAAAGAUUGUUAGAUGGAUCAUUUCUUUUUUUAAAUAAUUAUGUUGACAUCACCCUUAAAUAUGUUUUUUUUUUCUAAUAUGUUCUAUGUAAAUGUUACUCAGAAAAAAAGACAAUCACCAGUCAGAAAAGUCAAGCCGAGUGUGAAAAAAAGAAACAAAAGUGUUUCUAUAGAGUGCAGACUUCUGGUUGGGGCAAACCGAUGCACUUAUGCAGUUUAGGACAGUUCAGGGACAUACCUCACCUCAUCUUUAACGAAGUAUGAGCGGAACCAUCCGACUAUAAUUAAUGUAUCAGUCUGAAGUAAUAGUUUCCUUUAAGACACAGUCAGUUGCAAUUUGUUUUUAUCUUUCUUUUAUCCAUGAGGGUUCACAGUAACAGAGACAGUUAAUCAUAUAUGGAAUAUAUACACUAUUUAUUUCUAUGGUGUGUGUAUGGUUCUAAAUGGAGUCAAGGUCGAUGUGUUGUGUUUGGCGUACAGCUGUGCCAUCUUAUGAAGAUCUCUGUAUUAUAUUUUCACUACGCCUUCAAUUUCAAGAACCGUUCCCCAUCCUCUACGGUUGUGCUGAAAGCAUGAUGUCAAACAGUACUGGGCCAUUACAGUCAGUGAUACAUUGAUACAUGCUGUGCAUUUUGUACUGAAGUUUUUGUCAGUCCUGUUUCCAAUAGAGGUAUUUUUUGGAAGGCUUGCGAGUACGUGUGGGAAUAUUAAAGUUCAUUGUAUGUAACUGUGCACACUAAAAAUUCCCAUGGCUUAUGCACUAAUUGUGUAUUGAAAGCAUUCUAAAAUUCAUGAACUCUAUUGAAAGAAAAGAAGAUUAAAUCUUUUUUUUUUUUUUUUCAAUUGAUCUCUCUGGAUACUUACAAUGUUACCUCGAGCCAAACAACUUGGAGGGGUUCUAAUACAAACACUCAAAGGAUCCCAGUUGAACCUUUACAGGCUCUGCAUAGGACUGUAAAAGGUUCUUCUGUGGGGAACGUAAGCCAAAGAACCGUUCCUUUUCUUCCACCAUUGUACAACCUGAAAUGGCUAGGUGAGGCUGAAAAAGGCAACCAGUACACUAAACACAGGGUAAAUCUUAUGACAAGUUCAUUCAGUGAGAUUAUAUAACAAAGCAUUGAUGAAUUGAUGAAUACAAUUUCACUGUGUCAGAAUACAGGGUAAUGGUAUUUUUAUUUAUUCAUCACGCACACUAUUUGUCAUCUAUUACCCCUCCACCCCCCUUCUGGCAGGAAGGAGUAUGAAGGAGCAAAAUCAAUUAAAAACAUGAAGUAGGAUAGAUGGUUUAUCUAUUGGCUAAAGUUACUUUAAAAAUGCUUGUGGUGCCAUUUUUUUUUCAUGUUAAUAGUAUUUAUUUCCCCUGUAUCAUAAAGCCUUUUCUAAUUUUUUUUUUUAUCAGAAACUACACUUGUUAGUCUACCCUGUUAUGUUGGUUUGUAUCUUCGUGGUAUCCUUCUGUUUCUAUUUUAGAUUUUUUUUUCUUCCUCGGACAAAGAGAAAUCAUGCUGACUUAGAGAUCAGAGCAUUAAUUCUAAUGCCUGUUAAAUGAAUAUGAGAUAAAAGAAGUGGUUUACUUUGCUGUAAAUACAACACAAAUGUACAUAGAAUACAGAAUUGCAAUAAAUCUAAAACAUCA